AUGAACACUAUCAGACCUCCACAACCGCCAGCAAUUCGGGCACGUGAUGUAAUUGCUGAGAUAGAUACACAAAACAUCGUACUUCCUCGUAACGUACUAUCCAUUAUGGCUAGUAAAUCAUGGUCACAAGAAGGAGAGAAUAUAAAAGAAAUAUAUCGAUUUUUAGCGAAUGAGGCCGAAACUCUUUUCAAGUACUUGCAAAAAUAUUAA
Cetraspora pellucida is the source of this 210-nucleotide messenger RNA. The record is from the annotation of a GenBank genome assembly. NCBI's taxonomy places the organism in Eukaryota, Fungi, Glomeromycota, Glomeromycetes, Diversisporales, Gigasporaceae.